This is a messenger RNA of Gigantopelta aegis, 228 nucleotides long. RefSeq lists its product as uncharacterized. The transcript has 3 exons. The annotation marks the transcript as partial. The record is from RefSeq and is a predicted model, not a curated record. Lineage: Eukaryota; Metazoa; Mollusca; Gastropoda; Neomphalida; Peltospiridae.
AUGGGUACAUCGCUCAGGGAGAAAAAGAGAGACAAAGACUUAGAGAGAGAGAGAGAGAGAGAGAGAGAGAGAGAGAGAGAGCAUAGAGAUAGAGAGAAAGAAGAUAGGGAUAGAGAAGAUAGAGAGAGGGAGAGAGAGAGAGAGAGAGAGAGAGAGAGAGAGAGAGAGAGAGAGAGAGAGAGAGAGAGAGAGAGAGAGAGAGAGAGAGAGAGAGAGAGAGAAAGAGAA